Messenger RNA from Anastrepha obliqua, 2743 nucleotides. It is a transcript of the gene osy, whose product is annotated as ABC transporter G family member 20. Gene Ontology annotation, cellular component: membrane. The record is from RefSeq and is a predicted model, not a curated record. Bases 1 to 2148 code for a protein of 715 amino acids. Lineage: Eukaryota; Metazoa; Arthropoda; Insecta; Diptera; Tephritidae. The transcript is spliced from 8 exons. Gene Ontology annotation, molecular function: ATP hydrolysis activity; ATP binding; ABC-type transporter activity.
AUGGACACUUUUGGACAACAGAAUCGUGUUCAGCGCACAAAAAUACAUUGUUAUGGCCUUUUGGGCGCUUCAGGUUGCGGUAAAACAACUCUACUUUCUUGCAUCGUAGGCAGACGUCGCUUGAAUUCCGGCGAGAUAUGGGUACUCGGUGGACGGCCAGGUUCUAGAGGUUCCGGAGUGCCAGGGCCGCGUAUCGGAUACAUGCCUCAAGAAGUCGCACUCUAUGGCGAGUUCACUUUGCGCGAAACACUAAUCUACUUCGGCAUAAUUGCGGACAUGCCCCGUAACGAAAUCGAUGACCGCACUGAGUUUUUGCUCAAAUUUCUGAAUCUGCCAAAUGGUUCGCGACAGGUAAAAAAUCUAAGUGGUGGCCAGCAGCGCCGCAUGAGCUUGGCAGUGGUCUUGUUGCACGAACCGGAGUUGCUGAUACUUGACGAGCCAACCGUGGGCGUAGAUCCCGUGUUGCGCCAGAGUAUCUGGGAUCAUCUGGUUGACAUAACAAAAACUGGGAAUACAACUGUGAUAAUCACAACUCACUACAUCGACGAGUGCGCUCAGGCACAUGUGAUCGGCCUCUUGCGUGGCGGUCGCAUGCUUGCCGAGGAGGCGCCUAACUUUUUGCGCCGACAAUACAAUGCCAACUCACUGGAGGAGGUCUUUCUGAAGUUAUCGGUAAUGCAGAAUAUGGGACGGCGGCGUCGUUCUUCGAUUGCACAGGAAAUUGUCGAACAAGUGCAAGUGCCAGCGAUAUCCAAUCCAGCAUUGGACAUGUCGGAUGAGCAUAAUACGGCCGAUAUCUCUGGUGAAUUUGGUGAUAACAUUUCGAUGAACUCGGCGAUACGUGAUCCGAUAACGGCAUUGGAGGUGCCCGCACUACCACUCCCGCCGGAAAAGGAAUCGGAAGCAACGCUAUGGCAACACUUGGAUGUGAUAAGUUCGCAUCAUAUGCGUGCGCUAAUGUGGAAGAAUUUCUUGUGGAUGUUGCGCAAUGUGGGCAUUAUGCUCUUCAUUGUCGCUUUACCGGUGGUGCAAAUCGUACUUUUCUGCUAUGCUAUCGGCCACGAUCCAACUGGUCUCAAGGUGGCUGUCGCAAACGGUGAACUCUCAGAACAAAUGGUAAUCGAUCAAUUUUGUCCAGUCUAUCCGGGUUGUAAUCAAACGCAUUUGAGUUGCCGCUAUCUGGAUUUGUUGAAGAGGAAUAAAAGCAUGGAAGUGAAAUAUUUCCAAACUGAGGCCGAAGCCAACGAAGAUGUGCGUCUCGGCAAUGCUUGGGCGGCAUUGGUUUUUGAUCAGAACUAUACGAAAUCGUUGAACGAACGCGUGGAAAGUGGAAGAUAUGCCGAUAAUGCGACUAUUGAUGCUUCAGAUGUUAAUGUACGCCUGGAUAUGUCAAAUCAACAAAUAUCUACAUUGCUAUAUCGCGAUCUUCAGUACACCUUCUUCGAUUUCGUCGAACUCAUACUCAGCGACUGUGAAUUAAAUGAGAAGAUCGGCCGUAUACCCAUCGACUGGAGAGAUCCCAUUUACGGCACACGCAGUCCGAAUUUCACCGACUUUGCUGCACCCGGCGUCAUAUUGACCAUCAUUUUCUUCCUAUCGGUGGCCAUCACAUCAGGUGCCAUGUUGAUUGAACGCAACGAGGGCAUGUUGGAACGUUGCCUGGUGGCGGGCAUUACCGGCCCCGAGAUACUCUUCUCCCAAGUACUCUCACAAUUCACUGUCGUAUUGCUGCAAAUGUCCUGUGUACUACUAGUCAGCUUCGGUUUCUUCGACUUGACCAACGAAGGCAGCAUUUGGCUAGUGAUUGGUCUCUGCCUCCUCAAUGGGUUGUGUGGUAUGUGUUUUGGUUUUGUGAUUGCUUGCGCUGUGGACACAGAACGUACUGCGACCUAUGUGGCAAUGGGUUCAUUCUUGCCAAUAGUAAUGUUGUGCGGCAUAAUUUGGCCAAUUGAGGGCAUGUAUCCGGUAUUGAAGUUUAUUGCCACUAUCUUGCCAUUGACCAAACCCACCGAGAGCAUGCGUUCGGUACUACAACGCGGUUGGGGUUUCUCCGAACCAUCUGUGUAUAACGGCUUCAUCUCGAUAACCAUAUGGGUGCUGGUAUUUCUGGUGCUCAGCAUAUUGUUCCUCAAAUUCAAGAAGGGCUGAGCAUGCAUAGUGGCUGCGCUGCGUGUGUGUGUAUGUGCGUGUAUCGGUCUGCUAGGCUGUGCAGCCUGGAGCACACGGAAAUGCGCGUUAUGGUAUUUUUCGGUUACAGGGUUACAGUGAACAAAAAACAUUUACCUAAAUUAAACAGUUAUAUAUAAUAAAAUAAAGUUAAUGCGAUAGUAGUACUUUUAUGUAUGUAUUUGUGUAUGUACAAUGUGUAGUUUUACAAUUCGUUGAAUGCCUAUUUUAAUGCGUUAAUUUCUUGGGGGAAAUUUGCUCUGUGUUGGCAGUCGCCAUAGCAAACCAUGAUUUUUUCACUUAUUUUUUAUUUUUAUUUUAUUUGAUUUUAUUUGUAGAUUUUGUAGAUUUAAGGCAAGAGGAUUUUAUUGUACUAUAUAAAGUGUAAAUUAUGUUUAAAUGGGUUAAGUAAAAUGUCAAAAAAAAAGAAAAAUCAAGUAUAUAUUCAUACACAUACAUAUACAUACAUACUCGCACAAAACAUAUCUACACAUACUUAUAUAUACAUAUAUUUGUAUGUGUGUGCUUGUAUGGAUUGUAGUAGUAAUUUAUGCAAUAAAAUUUAUACUCACAACGA